UAUUAGUGAACUAGUAUCUCAAAUGCCAACUUUUAUUUAAUCCCCAUUGAACUCCUUUUCUUAUUUGAACAAUCAUAUGUGUGUCAUUUUCAUUUCAACUUCCGGGUUGGGCGGCUUGGGUUAUCCGGAUUAUGAGUUAGUCGGGUUACUGGUUCAUCGGGUUGUAGGUCAAUGGGGUUGCGGGUUGAUCAGGUUAUAAGUCGUUGGUUUUUAGUAAGAUCAAAUUGCGUUCCGGUUCUGGAGCGAGUUACGAGCCGAGUUAAUCGGAUGGUUUAUUAGGAUCGGAUUGUAUUUUGACACCUAAAACAGGUUGGGCUGGACCGAGCUACGCAAAAGUCAAUAUCUCUCGUGAAACAAUUCGAUUGGGCCAUUGCCAGAAAAUGCCCAUGCCAAAGUAGUCCGACCCAUUUUAAUUAAUUUUUUUAGUUUAUAAAAAUUGUUUCUGGUGUCGCCGGAGUUUUCUGUGGGCUUCAUCUGACAGAGGAGGAAGAAGCGGAAGAGAAAGACGCCGAGACGACAGCGGGAAGGAGGAGGAAAGAGAGGAACCACCACGGCGGCGGAGGUGGGCGGUGGACGGAAGAGGAAAACGAGGAUGGGAGUGGAUUACUACAAGGUUCUACAGGUUGACCGUGGAGCCAAGGAAGAUGAUUUGAAGAAAGCGUAUCGUAAGCUGGCGAUGAAAUGGCACCCUGAUAAGAACCCUAAUAGCAAGAAGGAAGCCGAAGCUAAAUUCAAGCAAAUCUCCGAAGCAUACGAUGUUCUAAGUGAUCCACAAAAGAGGGCGAUUUACGAUCAGUACGGAGAGGAAGGUCUGAAGGGGCAGGUACCUCCGCCAGGAGCGGCGCCGCAUGGCGGGUUUGGACAGGAUGCUGGUUCGGGUGCUUUUCGGUUCAAUCCGCGAAGCGCAGAUGAUAUAUUCUCUGAGUUUUUCGGGUUCUCGAGUCCCUUCAAUGGGAUGGGGGACAUGGGAGGUAGCUCAAGGGCUGGACCUUCUGGGUUUCCCAGGGGUAUGUUUGGGGAUGAUAUCUUCUCUUCCUUCAGGACUGCCGCCGGGGAGACCUCUGGUAUUCCACGGAAAGGGGCUGCUAUAGAGCGGACAUUGCCGUGUAGUUUGGAGGAAUUGUAUAAGGGCACCACCAAAAAGAUGAAGAUUUCGAGGGACAUUAUUGAUCACAAUGGGAGACCAUCGACGCUAGAGGAAAUUCUUACAAUAGAGAUCAAGCCAGGUUGGAAGAAAGGAACAAAAAUCACAUUUCCAGAGAAAGGCAACGAGCAACGCGGGGUGAUACCAUCUGACCUGGUGUUCAUCAUCGACGAGAAGCCUCACCCAGUAUACAAGAGAGAUGGCAAUGACCUAGUAAUCACUCAGAAGAUCUCUCUAGUGGAAGCACUCACCGGUUACACGGCACAGGUGACGACCCUCGAUGGAAGGGCUCUCACUGUCCCCAUCAAUGCCAUCAUAAGCCCAACCUAUGAAGAGUUUGUUAAAGGUGAAGGGAUGCCCAUCCCAAAAGAGCCUUCCAGGCGUGGGGCAUUGAAAAUCAAGUUCAAUAUCAAGUUCCCCAGCAAGCUGACAGCAGAGCAGAAAACUGGUCUUAAGCGGUUAAUCUCUUAGAGAGAAAGAUCUUUGCUCCUAAAUAGAUGGUCGUGGCUUCCGUACCAUCUCUUCCAGACUUGUGUAAACUUGGCAUAUUUAUUUUUCAUCCCCGGGAAGGAAGCUUAGCAUUCCUGGAACUGGGAAUCAUGUGACAUCAGUUUCUGCUAGAGUUGGAAAGUCUUGUUUUUUUAGUGGUUCAUCCUUAGAAUGCCUCUCUUCUUCUUCUUCUUCUUCUUCUUCUUCUUCUUCAGGUAACCUUUCAGUGUCAAUUUGUUUUUGCCACCGAUGCUGUUGAUUUCUAAAUUAAUUGGUUUUACUUUGCUUCUUGAUGUCUGUGUCUGUUCACGCCCUGUAAACAUGUUUGAAUCGUCAGCUCGUGCUGGCUACUCCUUGUCUUUUGUUGUGGGGAUAAAUAAUGGGUUAAUACCUUAUUUUUUUGUCCGAACUAUGAUCAUAUAAUUAACUUUGAGCCAUGGUUUCAGAAAUUAACAUUAUGGUCUCGACUAUGCAGCAUAUUGACUUAAUUGGCUGACACAUGGUUUGACCGUUAAUAUGGACGGUCAACACUUCAUGUCAUUGCCUUGUCUUGUCAGUUUAAAAAUCUAAAAAAAAAAAAAUCAAAUUAUUUUUCUAAUUUCUCUUAUUUAUCAUUUUCAAAUUUUUUAAAAAAUUGAUAAUUUUUGGUUAAUUUAUAAAAUUUAUCAUUUUCAAAUCAUCGAAAAAAAAUAUUUUUUUAUAUUUAUUAUUUUUUAAUAAUUUGAUAAUGAUAAAUAAUAGAAAUUAGCAAAAUAAUUUGAAUUUGAAAUUUUUAAUAAUUUUUAGGCUGACGAGGCAAUGACAUGGCGUGUUGACUAAUGAUCAACAGUAUUUACCGUCCAAAUUGACGGUCAAACUAUGUGUCGGGCCAAUUGAGUUUAUAUGUUGUAUAGUUGAGGCCAGGAUGUUAAUUUCUGAAACUACGGACCAAAAUUAAUCAUAUGAUCAUAGUUCGGGGCAAAAUAAGGUAUUAACCUAAAUAAUGAGAUGUGCUAUUUGCCAUUCUAAAAAUUUGAAAUUUACAUUUGACCAUCGUCUCCUCCAUCUAUCUCUUACUCAUAGGAUAGCAAAGAAGAUCCAAAAUUUGGUUAUUUCUCAACCUCAAUUUAUUAUUGGUUAAAUCAAAUUUGAGUUUUAUUAUUUUGGAUAUAACCAUACCAAACCAUAUCCAAACUUUUAGUUUGUGUCUAAAUUAAAUGUAUUGAUACACGCUUAAUCAUACAUCCAAACCGUGAGUUUCAGGCAUGAUGGCAGAAGCACUUAUGAAAGUCACUUCACGGUUGUGACUUUGUCUCUAUUGCGGUAUAAAUCGGUUUUUUACGAAUUCUGAAGGGGAGUUGAAUUUUAGGAUCCAAACACCCAAGAGACAAAUCCUAAAUAGAGAGACCGAUACAUUGAUGAUCUUGGAGCGAAAUUGGAGGAUAUAUUCACCAUCAUAGCUCAAUAAUCAAGGUUGGAAGUGAAGGUUGAGGAUUAAGAGCAGAUUUAUGUAUUUUUUUCCUCGCUAUAGAGUAAACUUCAUUUCACUUG
Molecule: messenger RNA, 3163 nt
Organism: Linum trigynum
Lineage: Eukaryota; Viridiplantae; Streptophyta; Magnoliopsida; Malpighiales; Linaceae
Source: the annotation of a GenBank genome assembly